Messenger RNA from Pestalotiopsis fici W106-1, 1437 nucleotides. RefSeq lists its product as uncharacterized. The transcript has 2 exons. Bases 1 to 1437 code for a protein of 478 amino acids. Gene Ontology annotation, molecular function: oxidoreductase activity. Lineage: Eukaryota; Fungi; Ascomycota; Sordariomycetes; Amphisphaeriales; Sporocadaceae. The record is from RefSeq and is a predicted model, not a curated record.
AUGGAUGUGAAUAUGGGCAGCGAGAAACUGUCGCCGACAGUUAUCCGACACAAGUUUUCGAUUGAAAUGUCCAAAGUCUACAGAAACGAGGUGCCCUUGUAUUCCGAUCUCCUCGAGCUUGUGACAAAUGUCAAUGAAGCCUUUCUUGAUUCUCAUCCCGCCCUCCGCGAGACCAUGCGACAAACGAAGCAACUUGAGAGGCUACAAUACGAAAGGCACGGUGCAAUCAGACUCGGUACCGCCGAGGAGAUGAAGGCAAUGGCACGAUUCCUGGCCGUGAUGGGUAUGCAACCAGUGGGCUACUACGAUCUCGCACAACCGCCAGCACAUUUGCCGAUACAUGCGACAUGUUUCCGAUGCACCGAUCUCGAGUCCUUGUCAGUCAAUCCAUUCAGACUAUUUGUUUCUGUCUUGCGUCCAGAGUGUAUAUCCGUGAAACUCCGGUCCAAGGCUCUCGAGAUCCUGUCCCGACGUCAAAUAUUUUCCGACCAAUGUCUCGAGCUCGUCUCUCUCGCCGAAAGCACGGGCGGUCUUACUGCCAAUCAAGCGGAUCAGUUCAUUGCCGAAGGAAUCGAGACGUUCAAGUGGCGAGGCUCAGCUACCGUGUCCCUCUCUGAAUAUCAAGAACUCCAGGAAGAGAAUCCGUUGCUAGCAGACAUUGUGGCUUUUCCAGGUCCUCACAUCAAUCACUUGACUCCCCGGACACUAGAUAUCGAUGAGGUUCAACUUCAAAUGGAAAAGCAAGGAAUACCACUAAAAGAAAUCAUCGAAGGACCUCCAGCCAGGAACUGUCCCAUCCUCCUGAGACAGACCAGCUUCAAAGCUCUAAAAGAGGGCGUCUUCUUUCCCGUCAGCCUAGAUCAAAGCGGAUCACAGAACGGCAUGGUCCUUGGAAGUCAUACAGCCCGUUUUGGCGAGAUUGAACAGCGUGGAGUCGCCCUGACUGAAAAGGGCCGAGCGCUCUAUGACCACCUUGUGAAUGAGGCUUGGAAGAAUGGCGUGACGCCACAAGAUCCCGAAGCAUACACCGACCUCUUUCGCGCAUUUCCUGAUACUUGGGAGGAGCUACGGCAAUACGGUCUAGCGUGGUUCAGAUAUUACGUGUCGACAGACAAGGCCGACUUGAAUGAUGACAGGUUCAACAUGACGGUGGACGACCUGAUCCAGCAAGGAUCGAUAUGCUAUGAGCCCAUGACAUAUGAAGACUUUCUGCCACUCAGCGCUGCGGGCAUUUUUCGCAGCAAUCUUCGCAAGACAUCGUCGCAAGACGAUAGCUCCGGCCAGGAAGAUAUGAGUGGUGCUAGCCGGGAUGCAUUGCAAGCGUCAUUGGGCAUGCCAAUCCUAGACGAAAUUCAAACAUACGAAAAACUCCAAAAGGAAAGUCUCAUCGGAUGCAAGAAAUAUUUUGGCAUUCCAUUGGGAGUUGAGCAUAAUUGA